GUCCCCGUUCUCCCACUUCCGUUUCCGCCGGCGGCGGUUAUGGCGCGAAGGAGCGGCCGGAGCGGGAGGGCGGCCCCCGCGGACCCGUUCCAGGAGGGCGACGAGGACGAGGACUUCGCCGCGCCGCCGAAGAAGGCUCGCCCCGCCGGGAAGAGAGUUCCCCUCGGUGAGAAACUUUUCCAGAGAGACUUGGAAGUUACCUUAGCCCUGUCAUUGAAUGAAUAUUUGGGAAACAAAGAUAAAAUUCAGAAAAAAGAUGACCGUGCUGAACCUAAGGCAGCCGUAGAGGAUUUCAAACAGGAAGCUGUGUUAUCCACACCAGAGAUGGAGAACGAUGAAAACUUAUCUGCCAAUCAGGAAAACUCUCAGCCACCUUCGGAGGUUGAAUUAGGUUCUUUGAAAUCGGUUGGGAAGCCUUUGAAAACCUCAAGCCCUUCAGUGCCCAAGAAGCCCAGCUGGACACCCCCAGGUGCAUCUGGAAGCAAAACCAGCCCAUUGGGAAGAGCUCCUGUUAGAUCACCUGUUCACAGUCUCCGGCUUGGCCUCUCCAGACUUGCCAAAGUGAAACCUUUGCACCCAUCUUGUGCCGGUACCUAAGAGGGCUUAGGCUGGGACGAGAAGGCUGCAGUUUGAGGUGGAACAGAGGAAAAAUCAGUUUUUUAAAAAAUACAGAACCAGGCGCAAGCAAUAAAGGCAUCCCAAUUGGGAAAACGCCUUUUAAAAAUGGGUUCUGUCCCUUAAAAUAUCCAGCAAUAACGCCAUGGGUUUAUUUAUUGUCCCUCAAAAGAUCUAAGUGAUAAUGCCCUGGUUCCAUCUGCUUUCCCUCAAAGAGUUGGCCAACGAAACACAACCCAAUCUUUCUAGUUUUAUCCCAGUUUGGCCAAGUGUAGCUUUUGAGGAUUGCAUAACCAGCAACAGUGGUUCGGAGCAUCUUCUGACCAUGUAGAGCCGCGUUUCUCAACCGUGGCAACUUUUAAGAGAUGUGGACUUCAACUCCCAGAAUUCUCCAGCCAAACCCUGGGGAAUUUGGGGAGUUGAAGUCCACAUGUCUUAAAGUUGCCACGGUUGAGAAACAGAAUGUGUCUAGAGAGUGUGUUUUAAAACCGCUAUGAAAGCAACGUGUUAUUCCCUCCUUGGUUUUACUUCUAAUAGAAAACACUGUCAUUACCAUCAGUUUACAGCUGUUAUUUACCUGACCAAUGAAGUGCGCGUUCAGCUUCUAGUCCUUGCAAGCAUUAUUCGCUCUUUGAAUGAGAUACUGAAUGUAGUGAUCGAACAUAUUUAUCAUUGCGACUUUAGACAAUGAAAUAAAUUUUUUUUUUAGAAAAAACAA
Molecule: messenger RNA, 1333 nt
Organism: Ahaetulla prasina
Lineage: Eukaryota; Metazoa; Chordata; Lepidosauria; Squamata; Colubridae
Gene: RAD51AP1
Product: RAD51 associated protein 1
Exons: 7
Coding region: 40-597 (185 amino acids)
Source: RefSeq, a predicted model, not a curated record